Molecule: messenger RNA, 1225 nt
Organism: Penicillium subrubescens
Lineage: Eukaryota; Fungi; Ascomycota; Eurotiomycetes; Eurotiales; Aspergillaceae
Product: ATP11 family protein
Exons: 2
Coding region: 27-1076 (349 amino acids)
Biological process (GO): mitochondrial proton-transporting ATP synthase complex assembly
Cellular component (GO): mitochondrion
Source: RefSeq, a predicted model, not a curated record
AGAACAACAGUGGAUCUGCACACAUCAUGGCUUCAAGGCGACUCCAAGGCUUCCAAUCCGUCCUUCGUGGCAAGUCUCACCUCUUGCGCCCUCAGCAACGUCGCUGGGCCCAAGUCCACGAUGUCCGCUUCCUGGCUUCCCACCACGACCCAAAGCAUGUCUUGGACAAGUACAGGAGUAAGUUGGACGAGAAGGCCAGACAAGAGGGUCUCGACUCUAUCGACGCCUUGAAAGAGGCCUACAGCGACAAGAUCAAGGAGCUUCGCCGUAAAGCAGCCACCGCGGCCACCCCAGAACCAAAUGCGCCUACAGCAACACCCAAAUCGCCCUCCCUCCAAAGCACCCCUCCAGCCUUCCACCCCCCUCCACCUCCAAAGGCUGCAUCAGCCACCGAGAAAGCCGCCCGGGAGAUCUCCGGCAGCGGAAGCCCCAUCAAACCGCUCAGCACCUACCUCGACGUCGAGAAGAUCCGCGACCUACCCGCGAAGGAAAUCGAGGCCCUCUGGCGUCUCCGAUUCGCGAACAGCUCAACCUCCAUCUGUGCCGCAAUCCCGCUCGAGACCUACCUGCGCAUCGCCGACGCCGCCCGCUACAACCCCCAAUUCAUUCUCCCUCUUCCUCGCCAAGCAGCCGAGCAGGACAUGCAGACACCAGACGGAACACCAGCCGAGACUGCCGCGGAAAUCCAUUUCUUGCAGUGGGCAUUCCACCCACCCGCGGACGAUUUCGUUCCCGCCUCGAAGGACACAGUCAACAACCACACCUCGACUGUGAUCUUCACUAACCUCGGCGCGUUCAAGAUGCAUGGUUCUUUCGCGCAACCGCAUACCACUGUCACGCAUCACUUGGAUUUGGCUGAUGACAAGGGUCUGGUCCUGAUGCAUGGCCAGGUCAUGCCGGAUCGGGGCGUUUCUACCGCCGAGGCGACCUGGUUGGUUAGUUCUGUGCAGCGCUUCUACGACUUUGGUGGCCAGGCGAGUGGUCGCAAGGGCGAGUUGGUGCGGAUGUUUACACGGGGUGAUGUGGAGAACUUUAAGGUGGAGGAUUUGAUGGAGGAGACCGAGAGAGUUCACUAGAUCUGCCUUUCCAUUGGGACUGCUUGGAUGCAUUGUAACAUAUAGGAAGCACAUUUGUUGCUGAUAACCCUGUACCAUAUAUAAAACGCGGGCGUUGGCAUUUUGGAAUACUUUGCCUUUCUCUAUCCGAAACCCUGUGUAGUGUUGAG